UGCUGGCUCAAAAAAUUACGAUAUGCAGUGCUUCUAUAUGGCGAAAUUUGCCCCUUUGACAGGAUGACAGAAUUCUUAAGUAUGAUGCACUUACUCACCCGUUCCGCGAAGAACUGCAGAAUUAGAAGAUGGUAAAAGCCGGGCCCAUACCAGCGUCUGCCGGUGCAUCUAACCGCUGCCUCCCGGCCGAGCGGGUGCCGAUCUUGAGCGCUUUAGAGGCAUACGAGCUUGGAAUACGGAUAUUCCCCGACACCAUAGAGUUCCUCGAGACCGAGCCUGGAGUCUCAUAUAAGAGGAAAUUCGGCAUCCAAAACUUGCGCAGAAGUAGCGUCAAAGUCAUCUUUCCAAACGUCACGCACACGACAAAAGAUCACUACCUAAGCUACCCGCACUACCAUCUGCUGCUGGGCGGGAAAGGCGAGACCAUCUCGGACGUCGGCCCCGGCCUGCAGAAGGUGGCCACGCUCGUCUUCAAGUGCACCGACUCAGAGCAGAAGCACGACGUGGCCAAAAUUCUCAUCGGCGAAGAGUUCAGCAUACACAUACCGAUCGUAUGCUCGCCGGUGCGUCCCGUACUGAGCGCGCCGAGCGUGGUCAACUUCGGCGAGCUGCCGUCAGAUGGCACGCCGAUCACGAGGCGUCUGACCGUGGAGAACCGCGGCCGGCGGCCCGGCCAUUGGGAGAUCGAGUACGCGGGCGGCACGCGCGUGACCUUUGACCCGUGCCGCGGACUGAUCCGGCCCGCACAAAAAGAAACCAUCCAGGUGGAGCUGAUCCCGGAGUCGGAAGGGUGCAUCAGCGAGACAGCCAGAUUCGUCGGCCAGGAGAUGGCGCCACUGGAGGUGCGCAUUGUCGGUCACGUGACCAAGAGUGCACUGCAGGUGCUGGAGCCCUCGGGGCAGACGCCACUCCGCCUGGUGGACUUUGGUGCCGUGUACUACGGCACCAAGCACCAGCGCCAGGUGGUGCUGCACAACGCGGGCGUACGGCCUAUCUGCUACAGCGUCAGCUGGUCCCCGAACCAGCCCGGACAGGAGCUGGCGGUCGAUCUCACUCAGUGCCAUCUGGCGGCGUUCUCUGAGGAAAAAGCCGAAGACGUCAGCGUGAGUGGACGCUGCGACGAUCCGGAGCACUGUUUCCGUGUCGACCCCGCCUUCGGCAAGAUCAUGGCGAAGGGACAGCAGCUGCUCACAGUCGACUUCACACCACGAGCGUACCCGCCGGAGAAGGGGUUCCGCAGCGUGUACCAGUCGCCGCCGCGCCGCGACUACUGCCUGUUCCUCACCAUAGAGCCCUCCAUCGCCGACCUGGACCAGAACCUAGAGUUCGGCAAGGUGUAUCUCGGAGUGAAGGCCACUUCCCUCCCGGUGAUGUUUGAGUUUGAGCCCCGUCGGGCUAAUUUUCCGGAAUCCCACCCAGGACAGCAUAUACAGAUGCCAUGCAAGCUGACCAACAAGUCGAAGGUCCUGCCACUGAGGUUCACGUUCAGCGACAUCGCUCAUUUUCGGGUGAGCUCGAGAAAAGGAGUGCUGAAGCCGGAGGAGACCAGGAAACUGUACAUUUUGUGCAAGCCAACCCAAAUCGGGCCGCUCUCCCGCCACGUGCUGCUGGACGCGCUCGGCGUCGACACCGAGCCGGGCCGGGAGGGGGCGCCCGCGCAGGCCCAGGACCGGCUGCUCGUGUCCGCCAGGCUGCGCGUGGCCACGUACUGCGCUCCCAUCACGCCCGAGAAGCAGCCGCUCUUCGUGCCCGGCAUCACACCACUGUGGGGCCACAACGAGACGGGGCUGAACGCCGAGGCGCUGCGGCCGGGCCGGGGUGACGCGCCUGCCUGCAGCCUGGCGGCCACGCGGGCCGCCCGCCACCGCUGGGUGCGCUGGGCCUCCAUCGGAGAGGAGCAGCGCUCGUUCCUGGCGCUGCCCAACGACAGGGCAGCCAGCAUCCGACCGUACCAUGGACCGGCUCCAAUCAGGACAAUUUUCACCGGUCAGCCGCGGUACACAUACCUGGACCCUCAGUACCAGUACAAGGCCGAUGAGUGGCGUCACAUCCUGCUGAACGAGGCCCGGUACCAGGAGUACAUCGACGACUGCCGAAUGGAGCGCUGGCUCCAGCUGCUGGAGCAGGAGCGGCAGCUGUACGACGGACAGGAGAACGACAAACUGCUCAUCAAGACGGCGACCCACUUCCUGGGCGAGGGGUUCAGAUCGCUGAUAAAGAUGUGGAGCACCGUGUGCAGCAGGGAGCGUCGCCGCCUGCUGAGGCUGAAGGCCCACGUGGAUGGCGCGCCUGCUCCGGGCCUAAACAAAAUGGAGGAGGAUGACUCCACGGGCCACUGCAGUCUCGAAAUCCUGGAGAAAUACGACGAGCGGCCGAAGAGCCAGGAAACGCGAGACGCCUGUCAACGGGAGCUCACCUGCGUGGAAAUAGCUAAAGUCAAGAUUUGCAACAAACUGCUCAACUUUGGUGAGGUGGCGCAGAACGUCUGGGCGUGCCGCACUCUGGACGUACGCAACCCGCUGGAGCGGCCCGUGCUGUUCCGGCUGCACGUGGACUGCAAGGAGCUGGAGCACACGACUCCCACGUCGGCCGUGGUGCUGCCCCGCUCGGUCGUCCGGCUGCCGGUCGUCUUCCAGUGCAGCACCAAACAGGAGUACAAACGGGUGAUAAAGUACUCCAUCAACGGUACCUGUCUGGACAACGUGCUCGUGGUGGCGACGGUCGUCAGAAUGCGUCUGGACAUCUCCACCACCAACCUGCACUUCAACUGCGCCAACCUCGUCUCCGUCUCGCCGGGCGUCUACCAGAUGGUAGUGGUGCUACGGAACUCUCUGAACGGCGUCGGCGAGUACCGCUGGCGCCAGGCGGGCGGCGACCAGGGCGGCGUGUUCAGCAUCAAGCCGGCCCACGGCGUCAUCGACCCGUACCACAGCCAGCGCUGCCUGGUCACGUUCCGGCCGGCCGCGCGGCUGCGCCAGGCGCACGCGGCUACAUUCGCGUGCCACGUGACCGGCGGCGACGUGCUGGAGCUGGCGCUGAGCUCCGAGCUGGGGGCGCCGCGGCUCCGGCUCACCGACGACCGGCUGCAGCUAGAGGGCCUACCGCUGUAUCAGGUGCGCCGCUGCACGCCGCGGCUCUACAACGUCGGUGCAGUGGACGCAUUCUUCUCGGUGUCCGAUCCGCGGCCGGGCCCGGGCGUGAGCGUGUCGCCGGCCGACGGCGUGGUGCCGGCCGGCGGCUCCGUGACUCUCGUCGUCACCCUGGUGCCGGUCAGUCUGUGCCGUUUCGACUGCCCGGUGCGCGUGCUGGUGCGCGACGGCCAGGCGGUGACGCUGGGCAUCAGCGGCCGCGUGGAGGCGCCGGAGGUGAGCAGCGACUGCGGCGCCCUCUACUUCGGCGGCGUGCACUGCGGCAGCAGCGUCAGCCAGGUCUUUCACCUGGAGAACCGCACCAAGAUCCCGGCCACGCUCGAGCUUGACCUGCGCGAGCACGCCGAGUUCGCGCUGGCCGGCCUGUUCGAGGCGGCGCGCGACCAGUCUGUGGUCGAGACGGACGACCACCGGUACAUCCUCCGCGUCGGCGCCGGCCAGCUGCUGCCCGUCAGCUGCCGCUUCGCGCCGCACUCGCUCGCCAACCACGGCUUCGUGCUGGCGCCGCUGCUGCACGCGCCGGACGAGGUGCGCGCCGUCGGCUCCUCGCGCCGACCCUCGCAGGCCACCGCGUCCAUGGCCGAUCGGCUGUCCAAGCCGAGGCGCGGUCAGGCAAGUCGGGCGGAGGCCGUGGUGCGGCUGCCGUCGCUCAAGGUGAUCGCCACGGCGCUCAAGCAGCCGGUGCUGCUGAAGCCACAGACGCUGCGCUUCGACAUCGGCGCCGACCUGCUCGAGAAGUGCUUCAAGGUCACGAAGCGCGUCACCAUCGCCAACAACCUGAGCCGCGACAUCAAGGUGGUCAUCAACGCCAAGUCCAACGACUGCUUCCGCGUGGGCCAGCCGGACGCGGCGACAGGCUCGCGCGGCAUCAUCGAACACCAGCUGGCCGUCGGCGAGGAGAUGAAGCUGCCAAUCACGUUCGCCACCUCGUUCCUGUACCCGACGCACCCGACGACGGUGCGCGCGCACCUGCCCGUGUACGUGGACGCGCUGGACCAGCCGGCCGUGACGCUGGACAUCCUGGCCGAGUGUCGGCCGGCACACAUCACCACGGCGCCGCGCACGCUCUUCCUGGGCGCCGUGCCGCUGGACAUGGCCGUCUCCUCCGACCUGAACGUCGUCUGUCACAACUACCAGCAGCCGGAGGAGCUCAGCGUCAGCGUCAGCUUCGCCGAGGUACACCCGGCCGACACAGUAGAGCUGCCGUCCAUCACGUGGCGCUUCCCGAGCUCGGCGCGCGUGGCGGCCGGCCGGUCUUCGCAGCUGGUGCCGCUGGUGGUAAGCUUCACCGCUACGCGGCCCGUCUCGGUGAGCGCGCGCCUGGAGAUCAGCGACCAGAGCGGCCGCGUCGCCAGCCUGCUGCUGCUGGCCAGCGCCGACAACUGCCUGCUCACCACCUACUCGUUCCUCAGCCUGCAUCCGGAGCGGUACCAGGGCUGGCUGGCCAUGCAGAGCCGGCCAGCGGAGGCGGCCGGCUCACAGGAGCUCGACUCUGGUCAUCGGCCAGCCGGUGUGGCGUCCACCACGUCGGCGGCGGCUGCGGGCGGCGGCGGCGGCGAGCCGGUGCCCGAGUGUGACGUGGUGGAGCCGCCGGCGCGCGUCGCCUCUGUCUCCAGCGUGGCUUCCGAGCCGCUGGAUAUGGACCCGCUGCCCAUGGACGUCGUGCUGCCCACGGGCUCCACCACCGAGUUUCCCCGGUUCCCCACCGGCAGCGCCGUGGAGGAGUUCUUCCAGGCCACCUACGACGCCAUCGAGAUGUGGUUCGUCAACUUUGGCUUCCCGAACGGCACGUUUCCCUACGAGCUGUACACGCACCUGCCGGAGUGCAUGAGCCACUCGCAGCAGCCCAGCAAGUUCUCCAAGGAGGAAAAGGCGCAAGCGCAAAUGUGGCAGACUUUGGGCGACUCUGUCGCAUAUCUCAGCAACAAGAAGAUCCCGCAAGAUAUUGCAGAGGAUGAUGCCGAUUUCGGUGAUAAUCGCAGCACAAUUUUGAUUUACAUCAAAAGAAACCGAGCGAUCCUUGACUUCCUGAAAAAGGAGGGUGCGCUACUGGCGCACGUCAGACCAGAAUUUUUGCUACGGUACGAAGACUUUCAGAUACUGCUUGAGGUUAUUGAAGAAAUACAGGAGAGCCGUGGCACGACCGGGCUCGACGUGGUAGUGAACGGCUCCUCUAUUGAUGCCGGUAUCUCCGCCGGCAAUUUGCAGACUAAGGACUCCUCGCCGUCCAUGUCAUCCACAGUCGCCUCCCUCAAUGACGUGGCGAAGCACCUCCUCGAUCCGAACAUUAUUGCCGUGUAUGGAGCCUUCCGGGACAGCAGGCAGUUUAAGGAUAUUUCCAAGGCGGCUUGGAUGGAUAUCCUUCUGCAGGUGUUCCGUAGGUUCAUCCUGCAGACAGUCGUGAAGCCAUCCAGCGUCACUCUGUGGCCGGAGAUGUCAGAGACGGACGCCAAGUACAUGCCGCAGGACAUAGAUCCCUUCGAGAGCAAUAUCUAUAGCGUGCAGGAGCGCCUGCUGCUGGCCUGGAUGACCUGGUCAUACAACAGCCAGAUGCGUCUGCUGUGGGACACCGACGUCUCCGACGACCACUGCAUCACCAACUUCGACGCCGACCUAGACAACGGCGUGGUGCUGUGCGCCCUAUUUGCCUCCUACUGCCCGUUCCUGCGCGACCAUCUGAAGACUGAGGUGUACGCGCGGCCCUCCACCCCGGAGCAGGCGUUCCACAACUGCGUCAUCGUCGCCGAGACGUGCUCGCUGCUCAACCUGGACACGCGUCUCAACCCGUCGGCCAUCAUGGACGCCAACCCGGUGGCCAUGAUCCUGCUGGUGACGGCGCUGUACGAGAAGCUGCCGCUGUACUGGCCACGAGAGGCUAUCCAGUUCCGGCCGGAGUUGGGCUCCAGCCAGGCGCGCCAGCUUCACAUGCGCAACACCAACAACCGCGUCGUUGUCUAUGAGGUGAAGAUGCUGGGCGGCGAGCGCGGUGUGUUUCACGUGCAAGGCGGCCCGGAAAUCGCCGUCGGGCCGCGCCGCACCCUCGACGUCACCGUCCAGUGCAGCGUGCACCGCAUCAAGCAGUACUCAGCCACGCUACUGCUGUGCCCCAAGUCGACGGUGGCGCCGCGGCCGAAGCCGCUGGUCUACCCGCUGGCCGGCGGACCGCUCGGCACCUCGGCGCCGACCGUCGUCGACGUCGUUUCGCCGCUCUACAGCUGUCGCCAGGUGCGCGUCGACGUGCCCAACCCGCUCAAGGAGAGCGGCGACUUCACCGUCCGGCUGACGGACAAGCCGCAGGGCGACCUCGACCUCGACACGUGGCUGCGCGGCGGCGUCGAUGCGUUCCCCGUGAUCGCGCUCACUCGGCCCGUGGCGCUCAAGGCGCGCGGCAAGUCGCGCGUCGACGUCACGCAUAUGCCGUGGGCGGCGCGAUGUCGCGACUACUACGCACUCUUCUCGAACGCGGCACUGGGCGACUUCGUCGUGUGCUUCCGCUCGUCGCCGACCGACCCGGAGCCGUUGGCGGCCGUGUGGAUGCCCCCGUAG
Molecule: messenger RNA, 6695 nt
Organism: Pollicipes pollicipes
Lineage: Eukaryota; Metazoa; Arthropoda; Thecostraca; Pollicipedomorpha; Pollicipedidae
Product: cilia- and flagella-associated protein 47
Exons: 19
Coding region: 129-6695 (2188 amino acids)
Biological process (GO): cilium assembly
Cellular component (GO): cilium
Molecular function (GO): protein binding
Source: RefSeq, a predicted model, not a curated record